GCUCGAGCCGGUGCGGCAAAUGUGGCACGACGACUUCAAGACUGAAACAUCUGCACCACCAGGCCGUGAGCCUGUUCAGUGUGGUGAGAAGUGGCACUACCAAGUGGGCCAAUGUCCUGCUUGUAUGCUUGCGCGUAUCGGGUCCGAUGAAGAUGUUCUGUUUGCGCUCUUCGCUGGCAUGGUGGGCCGCAUGAAGGAUAGAGCUACCGGUACGGAUAUUCUACGUGGUAUUGUGGGGUUUGAGAAGGUUAAAUCGAAGCGUCUUCGCUUCGUUCGAUACUGGAUCAAGGCCUCAAACGGCGGCGAUCAGUUGCUGUUUGACGCAGGCACGCUUGGCUUGAAGAUGAAGAAGAUGCGGGCUGAGUGGAAGGAGCAGCAGCGCAUGCAUCGUUAUCCUGACCGUGGUGAACAUCGAUCCACUCGCUAUAACCAGCCCAGUCUGGACAGCACCACGACUCAAUCUCGAACAAGUCAUGAGACUGAGCGUUCACGUUCACGUUCGAUUGCUGAUGCUGGACAUCAACAUCGUGAGAACCGUUCUCUGAGUCCGCACGACCCAAAACUAGGACCCAACCCACGUCCAAGUAACGUUGACCGUCUCUCACCGGGAGCACCAAUGGGCUUCAGUAUGCCCAGCUUCCGCGAUCGCGUCUCGACGAAACCGUUAAGUCAGCCAACUGAGCAGCAUCUACUUGGCCGGUUGGCUUCAAACAUGUCAACCUUGACAGUCUAUCCAGACGAUAGCAUAUCAUCCGUAGGAUCACAUCCAGCUCCACUGCGUACCAAGGCACAGAAAGCUGCAUCGCAAGAUUAUCCAGCCGAUCAUAAGCGACAUGACUCCGUCGUCGGCGAUCUCCCCACCCUCCCACAACGCUGGCCCUCAACUCGCCGGCCUAACCACCCCUCUCCUUACUCUAUCGCUUCCACACGAACAAUCAUGUCCUACGAUGGCGGUGCCUCUCCGCGCGCUCCUAUUUCAAAAAGUACGCCCAUCAUUGACCCUCUCGACAACCCUUUGUACGACCCUCCCCAAACGCAAGAGCAGCUAGUGGACAAAUACCGCAACAUGCUCGCCUCUCACACGAAUGCUUAUGCAAACCCCUUCGCCAACGACGAAUCAGAUGAUGACGCGAUCACACUGCCACCACCUCGGCCGAUGUCGAUGUACUCGGCUUUUGGGAAUGGUGCGUUUGACGAGGAUGCGUUUGAGGGCGCUGAUGAGGAGCUAGAAGAAGAUGAGGUUGUUUGCGAUAGGGAUGAUAGGGAGUGUGGUUUGCUGCGGACACCAAAGGUAGGGGUGGAUAGACGGUCUUCUACGGCGAGUACAAAUUGGGAGGAUUUGUACUAGUUUGAUGUGGUGGGAUCAUGCUGACUUGCAAUAUAUUAUCACCGUCGCAUGAAAAUGAUAAGGUUUAGUUGCUGCUUACUCGGCGUUUACCUCGUUCUGUAUGGUCAUCUGCUGAUUCCAGUAUUUUUUAGCUAAUCUGUGGAGGUACUUUGCGUGCGGGGGAUGUUUGUGAUUACGAUUCAUCUUCCGGGAUAGGCGCUGCAUAUUUCUGUACUAAUUCAAUCCUGGCUUACCAUAAAACAAACAAAUAAAGGAGACCUAGUUAUACCAGACCCA
Messenger RNA from Cucurbitaria berberidis CBS 394.84, 1624 nucleotides. RefSeq lists its product as uncharacterized. The record is from RefSeq and is a predicted model, not a curated record. Bases 20 to 1348 code for a protein of 442 amino acids. Lineage: Eukaryota; Fungi; Ascomycota; Dothideomycetes; Pleosporales; Cucurbitariaceae. The transcript has a single exon.